AUGGAAAAGAACGAUCUUUAUUUAGAGAAAUAUUCAGUGGUUGCCAAGACCACCUUAUGGCAGGGCUUUUCGCGUGCCGUUUACAAUCCCCGUGAAAAGACUGUUUUUUUUCGUACCAAACAGAGCUGGUACAAGAUUAUACUCUUCUACCUUUGCUUUUAUGGUUGUCUGGCUGGCUUCUUUGCUAUCUGUCUUGGGGUGUUCCUAACCACUGUUCCACCUUUGGAUGUUGGCCCAAAGUACACCAUGUAUAACUUAAACCCUGGUUUAGUUGCAACGCCUGCGUCUUACUCCAAUGCUGCAGCAUCUGUCAAUUCAAGUCGGUUCCAAAUUGCUAGACUAUUAACUCCUUAUAGAAAUCCAAAAUCGUUUCAAUGUGGUAAUAACACUUGUACCUUCAAUGUUAAUAACUUGGGGGCUUGUGCUUCUUCGCCUGCUUAUGGCUUUUCGCAAGAUACUGCUUGUAUCAUAGUUCAAAUGAAUCUGGUUUGGGGUUGGAUCCCUGAAAUUGCCAAUAAAAAUGGAAAUUAUGUCCCACUUGAUUGUCAGGCAGUCAAAGCGGAAAGCCUCGAUCCUAAGCCAACGGUGACUGUCAUUAAUACCGGAUUCCUCAAACAGUAUUAUCCAUGGACGAGACAGGAGAAUUAUCAAAAACCCCUUGUAGCCGUUCAAUUCAAUAGAAUUAACGAGAAAUAUCAAAUCCAUUGUAAACUAAACGCUACCAAUGUGCAGAUAUCAUCAGCACCAAAUAAGCUAUCUGAAGCUCAAGUUUUUGUUGAAAUUAACUAA
Molecule: messenger RNA, 789 nt
Organism: Trichoplax adhaerens
Lineage: Eukaryota; Metazoa; Placozoa; Uniplacotomia; Trichoplacea; Trichoplacidae
Exons: 3
Coding region: 1-789 (262 amino acids)
Biological process (GO): intracellular potassium ion homeostasis; potassium ion import across plasma membrane; sodium ion export across plasma membrane
Cellular component (GO): sodium:potassium-exchanging ATPase complex
Molecular function (GO): ATPase activator activity
Source: RefSeq, a predicted model, not a curated record